This is a messenger RNA of Phanerochaete carnosa HHB-10118-sp, 2993 nucleotides long. RefSeq lists its product as uncharacterized. Gene Ontology annotation, cellular component: GID complex. Gene Ontology annotation, molecular function: protein binding. Gene Ontology annotation, biological process: proteasome-mediated ubiquitin-dependent protein catabolic process. The transcript is spliced from 19 exons. The coding region runs from base 28 to 2898 and encodes 956 amino acids. The record is from RefSeq and is a predicted model, not a curated record. NCBI's taxonomy places the organism in Eukaryota, Fungi, Basidiomycota, Agaricomycetes, Polyporales, Phanerochaetaceae.
UCCGAGCAAGCGCAGUUUGCCUCAACGAUGAGCGUCGCCGGUCAGUCAGCACCCUCUGGUGAGAAGGGCAUACCGCAUCCACAGUCGCGAGACCAUGGAUUAGAAGACCAAGUAUGGGUCAGUGGAGGGGAUGAAUACAAAGCAUUCGAAGCUUUCGAGAAACAACUGAAGACUCUUGAUGAACAGCUACGUGAUCUCUCAAACAAAGCGCGAAAACUCGGGAGCUCUGUAGGUAUUCUAUCUGCCUCCAGCCGCUUGCGUGAGCGACUCGGCCGAGUGCUUUAUCUCUUCCGCAAGAACGCCGCUGGUCUGUUCCCGCAGAAGAUACCACAGCUCGAGAAGUUCCAGCCGUCGAUGUUCCGACGUCUAGUCUCAAAGCGUCACGGGAUGUUUGACCACUUGGUCUCUCAGAGCACUGAGCUCGAGCCCAAACAUAUUGCACUGGAGCUGCAACUGUUUGCCAGAGACGUCCACACUCUGCUGGAGUGCUUCAAUCAAUUCCCGGAGUUCAUUGACGAAAUACCUGACCAGGCGUUUGGCGACGAGCUAUCACACUGGGCCGCAUCACUUGAAGACUUCGGAGAUGACUUCGAGAGCCAUGCCGUUCAACGGUAUCUCUUCUACUCCAUGAUAGACAUCGGAGACCGCCUUCAGCUGCUUGCCGAUAAAUUUAUACCCGUCUUCCUGAAGACAGGGAUCCCUACCGUCAAGGCCUCCCAGGAGCAUUCCGCCGUCAACUUGGUGAACCUAUCGACAAUUGCCACUCUCUUCGCCGGCGUAGCUGCCACAAUGAUCCAGCUGACAUACAGUGUCACGCCGAGGAACAGCUUGCUUGAUUGCGUCAAUGUCCUUUGGUUCAUCUCUCUUAUUUUCAGCAUCAGCGCCGCAGUGAACAGCUUGUUGGGUCUCACUUGGUCAGAGGCUAUAUACCGUUCGCCAGAUCACCGAGUCCCGUGGUGGAUUCGCAUCUGGAUCAAGCACUCCCCAAUUGUAUAUCUGGUCCUCUCGGUAAUCUGCUUCUUCCUCGGCUUCGUUCUCUUUUCUUUCUCUUCAGAUCAGGCAAACAUCACUCGCGUCUUGUCGACAGUCUUUUCUUCUGUUUCAUGCUGUGGCCUGUUGUUGAUGUCUGCUUGGUUUGCCUGCGAGCGGUGGAUAUACCAUCGUUACGAGGGAUACAUGUGGCUUUCGGAUGCUCUGGGGUACACGAUGGAACCGGUCAAGCAUUUCUUCCUGUCAGCGGCGCGAUCGCUGCACCCUCAAAAUGUCUUCGAGCAAGGUCGCCAGCUGAUUGGCGGAGGGCAGGAUACCGCGGAUGGAGAUCCAGAGAAGCCCGCUGUGCAAGAAAAUCGUAUUGGACGUCGUGCACCCCAACGCGGCCUUCGUGACACCCCUAACGCCCCGCAGAAAGUCUCCUUCUGGCUGGCAUUUGACAAGAGCUCGAUGACCGAGAGGGAGAAAGCAAGUCACCGGUGGCAAGAGGCUAUCCGACGCACGAUUGAGGCUCGCCGCGAGCGACUGGCACGACAGCUCGACGUCAAGGGUCUGUUCCGCGAAGCCGGUGACCCUUUGAGGAGCGGCAUGUCCCCUCAGCUUAGGGCUGCUAGUGUCAUUGCCCACCUUUCGAGGAUGACGAUUACCCAGAAGCUCGAGACCGACCACGCGCAUGAUGCCUUGGUGCGCUUUUUGCAGUUUUCUCGCGACGGGAGAUACCUAGCGACGUCGAGCUGGGACAAGAAGUCGUUCAUCCUGGACGUAACAUUCGGCAAGUUAUCCCACGAAAAAAGUCUCGAGCACUCCUCUGGAUACGGCUUCGUUCACCAGAUUGAAUGUACAUUUGCUGUCAAUGCUACACAGAACGGCGAACGCCUGUGGAGCCACCAGCGGUCUGAUGAAGACCACCCGAUCCGGUCCGUGGCAUGGAAGGGACAUGGCCAAGAAUCCUUGUCCGUAGAAGGACACAGGGUCGUCAACAUUGACGAAACGGGAAAGGAGACUCAACAUCAUCGCGUAGACAACUUAAUUGUCCGGGAUGUCACUGUCACGAGCGACUCAAGAUAUAUGCUCUGUAUUGGCAAGCAUGAUCACGAGCAACAUGCACAAGAUAAGCCGGCGAAAGCCAGUCGAAAGAAGCAUGAGAUAGUCUGUGAGCAUCAAUCUUCUGUUUCCUCGCGUCAGGUCCACAGCUGCGUCAUAGUGUACGAUCUAGUCAAUUUCAAGGUCAUAAAGAGGGCUCCGGUAUUUUAUGAGAUGUGUGACAUCGCCCUUGCAAGUGACGACUGUUUCGUCUUGGUCAGCUACGAGAACAGAGCGCCGCCGCAGCUAUGGGAGUUCCGCAACGCGCAAGGCAAAGCGAACAACGUUGUGCUCAGGCACACUUAUAUGCCCAAGACAACUACUGCCUUUGCCGGUCUUCCGGCCAUCUUUGGUGGCACAAACGAUAACCUUAUCCUGCGCGCCGGCACAGCCAGCGACAUCUACGUCUGGGACCGGGAUACGACGUCGCAGCUGCACCGAAUCCAGGCGCCUGUAGCGUUGAAGCAUUUGACUGCCAUAGCGUGGAACCGCGGAGCCAACGAGUGGAUGUUCGCGACGGGCACGCACGAGGGCGAGGUUCACGUCUGGACCGUCGGCCCAGCCCCAGAGGAGGCUCCGCAGCGACAUAAAUCGGCGUCUGCAUGGAGCAGCGGCUCCGGCUCCGUCUUCGCGGAUGUACCAUCGUCGCUGGACGGCGCCCGGCACGCCUCCUCUGGCGUUUAUGGAGAAUACACCCAGAGUCCUGUCGCGGAGGCGCGAUACCCGCCGCUCGCGCGCCAGGGCACUGAUUCGUCGAGCACGGCGUACACCGAUGACGGAACUGUGCGCGACGAGGACACUUCUGGCGACGAUGAUGAUGACUGAGACUUCGGAAUGAUCAGACGCGGGCCUGGGCACCUGUACUCACAUCUGAGCAAAUGUUCGUUACGCCACAGCCUUUCCUAUGCAUCAUGUUUCGG